UAUAAAACACACACACACACACACACACACACACACACAGAGAGAGAGUAUUGCAGGCAAGAAAACUGAAUCGAUCCAAUCGAAUCGCAUCGGUGAACCCCCAAAUCCAAAAGAUGAGCUCCUCACCCUCUCCACUCACUGAAAAAUGGCAACUAGCUCGCUAGUUGACAAGUAUCCAACUUGGCCACAACCACCUCCUCCUCCAUCGAUCGAUCACUCCACUGCCCGAUCGAUCUCUUCACACCCGCCAACCAUCGCCAUGCCACCGAUGCCGCGGUCCCUUGACGAGGCCCUGGCGGCGGCGCGCCCCUUCCUGCGCGGCGAGGAGGCUCAGGUGGACCCGGCGCUGCCGGAGCUCGCCGCCGUCCUGCGCGCCGCGGGCGCCGGCGAGUGCUGGCACAAGCACGGCACCUUCCUGGCCCACCUCCUCGACGUCUACCGGAUCCUCCGCCUGUGGCGAGCCCCCGACGCCGUCGCGCGCUGCGGCCUCUACCACUCCGCCUACUCCAACUCCUACGUCAACCUCGCCAUCUUCCAGCCCAACACCGGCCGCGCCCACGUCGCCGCUGUCGUCGGGGCACCCGCCGAGCGCCUCGUCCACCUCUUCUGCGUCGUCCCGCGCCAGCAGCUCAUCCACGACGACCUCCUCUUCCACUACACCGACGACGACCUCGUCGCCGACCUCGACCGAUCGGAGGCCUCGCUCCAUGACGCGCGCCGAGGGGUGUUCCACGACGACGAGCCCUGGCGCCGAAAGAUCCAGCGCCUCCUCCCGCCCGCCGGAAUCACCGUCAAGCACAUCAGGACAGGGGAGGAUGUUGCACUGUCCAGGCGCAUCGCCGCCUCCUUCCUCCUCAUGACCAUGGCCGAUUUCAGUGACCAGCUCUUCGACUGGCAGGACCGCCUAUUCGACAACGCCAACGGCCUCCUUGAGUUCCGUGGCAACACCUGGACCUCCCUCUGGCCUGGCACCGGCAAGCCCGGCCUCUGGGUCACCUCCAACUCCCGCAUGGGCGCACUCUACACCCUCAUCCUCCGCGAGGAGGAGAUAUACAUUGCUCACCGAGCACAUGCCGCCGCAGGCCAAGAAGACGGAGGCCAUGGCUCCAACGACCGUGACGAGGACAUCGACCUGGUGGUCCCCCCGGUGUUCGAUGGCUGCACCAAAGUGCUCAGAGCUGAAGACCAGAAGGUGGCACGAGACCUCUACUGGGAGGCAGUAUGCAGUGGCGAUGAGGCUUCAGAUGACUGGCGCAAAGUGGAGCAGCUCCUCCAGCAGAGCAUUGCCAAGAACCCAUUUGUAGGAGAACCACACCUGGUGCUUGCACAGGUAUACCUUAACAUGGAGAGGUACGGUGAUGCGCAGGUACAGGCAGAGGAAGGCCUCAGGCUGUUGCUGGAGUGGGGCAGCAGCUGGGACAAGAGAAUGACAUGGGAGGGCUGGGUGUCCUGGGGCAGGGCGAUGCUCACCAAGUCCAGGGAGAAGGAUUGGCCUCACACCUCAUUCGGCAUCAUCAACCUAGGGCUUGUCAAGUGAUCACGAGUGCCACUGCUAUUCCCCCCAAAUAGCUGGUUGUAUGUCUCGCCGGAUGCAUGGAUAUGUCACAUAUGUAGGCUGAACCUGCUGAUGCUGAUCUAUGCCCUCAACAUGUAAUCUUCUCAGCAUAUGUGUAACACCAACUGUAUGAUGAAAUAAUAAACCUGCGGUCAGUCAAAA
Setaria italica (foxtail millet) is the source of this 1717-nucleotide messenger RNA. RefSeq lists its product as uncharacterized. The transcript has 2 exons. Lineage: Eukaryota; Viridiplantae; Streptophyta; Magnoliopsida; Poales; Poaceae. The record is from RefSeq and is a predicted model, not a curated record. The coding region runs from base 146 to 1537 and encodes 463 amino acids.